GUGCAUAGCACCAUCUCGCCGGAAAUAGGCCGCACCGCAGCCGAGCUUUUCAUUGUCGGCUCCCGGCCUCCAGUCUUCAUGGGGAGGCCGCUCGGCGGCGGCGGCGGCGCCGGUUUGGAGAACGCCAACCCCCUGGUUUACCGGCGCCAGAGCGAGCGGCCCACCACAGCGCGCGAGCAGGAUGAGGGGCUGCCCGACGCCAUCGACGACCGCGAGAUAUUCGAUCUCAUCCGCGGCAUCCACGACCCCGAGCACCCGCUGACCCUGGAGGAGCUGAACGUGGUGGAGCAGCUCCGCGUGCAGGUGAGCGACCCCGAAAGCGCCGUGUCGGUGGAGUUCACACCCACGAUCCCGCACUGCAGCAUGGCGACCCUCAUCGGCCUCUCCAUCAAAGUGAAGCUGAUCCGGUCCCUCCCGGAGAGGUUCAAGGUGGAUGUCCACAUAACACCUGGGACCCAUGCUUCUGAGCAUGCAGUAAACAAGCAACUUGCUGACAAAGAGAGAGUCGCAGCUGCCUUAGAGAACAUGCACUUGCUCCAGGUGGUAAACCAGUGCUUGUCGGGACGAUCUUAGUGUCUGUGUGUCUCUGAGAACAUCUUCAAGGUCUGGUGGAGGCUGGCUUCUUGGUGAAAAAAAGGUCUUUUGUCCUCUGUUGGAGUAAAAAAAUGUAGUUCCUUAGCAAAAAGGCCAUUUAAAUUGGGUUGGGGAUAAACGUGGUUCUGAAAUAUUCCAUUUGAAUAGAGGAAUGUGCUUGUAAUAAUUAACAGAAGCCUUACACCUUCCUAGUCAAAUGGGUCUAUUUUUGAAAACCUCCAGUGAUGGAGCCCCCACAACCCAGGAAGGCAAUUCCAUUAAUUGUUCUCACUGCCAAUAAAUUUCUGCUAGGUUGGAUCUCCCUUUAACAAGAUUCCACCUAUUACUAUCCUGUUUCCCUGAAAGCUGAGAGCUCUUUUCGCCAUCUCCCCUGCUUCCUUGCUUCCCAUGGCUUCUUGUUGCUCUUUGCAGCAUCCCUCUCCUUUCUCCACUUCCCACUCAUUCUUCCUGGGUCUGGAACAACUCAGCCCUUCAUCUGAUUCUGUUCCAGAGCACCAACAUAAGAGGGUGGGGCACCCUAGAAAAGUGUGAGGCUAAUGGACUAAAGGCAAACAGCGCAUGCCCAGAGGCCAUCUACAUAUUUGUAAAAUGUGUCAUUCAUAUAUAUAUAUAUACAUACAUACACACACACACACACACA
Molecule: messenger RNA, 1234 nt
Organism: Thamnophis sirtalis
Lineage: Eukaryota; Metazoa; Chordata; Lepidosauria; Squamata; Natricidae
Source: RefSeq, a predicted model, not a curated record